This is a messenger RNA of Salvelinus namaycush (lake trout), 2724 nucleotides long. RefSeq names its product synaptosomal-associated protein 23-like. Gene Ontology annotation, biological process: exocytosis; synaptic vesicle fusion to presynaptic active zone membrane; synaptic vesicle priming. Bases 177 to 824 code for a protein of 215 amino acids. The transcript has 8 exons. Gene Ontology annotation, molecular function: SNAP receptor activity; syntaxin binding. NCBI's taxonomy places the organism in Eukaryota, Metazoa, Chordata, Actinopteri, Salmoniformes, Salmonidae. The record is from RefSeq and is a predicted model, not a curated record. Gene Ontology annotation, cellular component: SNARE complex; plasma membrane.
GAAACAGGAUAUGCGCUUCGUCGACACCAUCUAAAGGAAUUUCAGAAAUUGCAAAGAUCAGGUACAGAUAACCCAAAGGAGGAGUCCAAGGAGGGUUUUCUAUUUGAGAAGCUUAGCAGCCUCAGAGUGUAGAGCUUGGUGUGACAGGACGAGCCUCCAACUUCGACAGCAGUAAAAUGGCGGAUAUUUCAGCGGAAGAGAUCACCAUGAGGGCCAACCAAGUGACCGAUGAGUCCUUGGAGUGCACCAGGCGGAUGCUACAGAUGGCCGAGGAGACCAGGGAGACUGGUGUCAACACCAUCGACAUGCUGGACCAACAGGGGGAGCAACUGAGACGGACAGAGGAGGGUAUGGACCAGAUCAACCAGGACAUGAGGAAGGCUGAGAAGAACCUGACUGACCUGUCCAAGUGCUGUGGUCUCUGUGUCUGCCCCUGUGACAGGGUGACGUCCAUAGAGCAUGACUCUAAGUACAAGCGUACCUGGGGAACAGGUGAUGGUAGCAGUACAGGAGAGGGAGGGGAUGGCUCGGUGGUGUCCAGGCAACCCUCAGGCAUCCAUAACGGACAAGCCAACCAGCAGCAGCCCAUGGGGGGCUCUGGACCCUACAUCAAAAGGAUUACCAACGAUGCUCGGGAGGAUGAGAUGGAGGAGAACCUGGAUCAGGUGGGCAGCAUCAUAGGGAACCUGAAGAACAUGGCCAGUGACAUGGGCGCUGAGCUAGACAAGCAGAACAAACACAUCGACCGCAUCACAGAAAAGGCGGACGUAAACAAAGCACGUAUCGAUGAAGCCAACCAGCGAGCCAAUAAGCUCAUCAAGUAGACCUACCUACCUGCUCCCGAUUUUGAAAUCAUCCACCUUGAAUCUCUGCCUCAGCUCGCAUGUACACACACACACACACACACACUCUCUCUCUCUCCUUGAGAACAAAGUAAAUCAACCAGGACAAAACCCAUGAAUCAGCACCUACCACACGUGCCUUUUCUGUAAUGAUGUAAAUAUGCUCACGCAACUCUCUCUUAUUCUACCUUUUUAUGACUAGUUCAAAGUCCUUGCCUGGGUCCCUUCCCAAAUAUGUGACGCAGUGAAUCACUUUUCCAGGCAUUGUGAGAUCUGUGCCCGUAUUCAGAAAGCCUCUGAGUAGGAUGGCUGAUGUAAGAUGGGUUAUAUAUUCAUUCAGGCCCUGAUAAGCAGUGGAGGCUGCUGAGAGGAGGACGGCUCAUAGUAAUGGGGUAGUGUCAAACACAUGGGUUCAAUGUGCUUGAUGCCGUUCCAUCCACUCCAUUCCAGCCAUUAUUUUGAGCUGUCCUCCCCUAAUAUAUGUGCAGUGUGGCUGCCGAAAAUAUGACCUGGAACAUCAGAUUCUCACCGUCUGUUGCCCCCUGGUGGACAUGGGGUGUCACAGCAGCUGUAUACACCUCAGGCAUAUGCAGGGAAAAGUUAUGAGACAACAGCUCUUCAUAUCAUGGCAUUUGUAAUUAUUGUUAUUGUUUGAAAUGUGCUUAUUUAAUUAUUCUUAUAAAGCAGAAGUGACUUGUGAAUAAAGUUAGGACCUAUACCCUUUGAAUUGAAAUAAUGUUUGAACGAUCUAAUAUCUGUUUUACACUUAACAAACUUCUUGAAUGGGUUUGUAUGGCCUGGGGUCCAGCUAUAACACAUCGAAUGAGGAAAACAUACUAUUACAUUAAACAUGUUUUCCUUAGAGUAAAAACGAAUCAUUAACCAAAGAUCUUGUCACUGUUAGAUUUACCUCUGAUAGCCUGGGUGCCAGUCUGUUUGUGCUAUCAUGCCAACUCUUUGGCUGGGAUUCAAUUCGACCAUGCUUUGUCAGCUAUGCACAUUUAAAGGCAAUGUUUUCGUGUUCGCUGCAUAUGUCGGUUGAAUCGAACAUGACCUUUCUUUUAAAAUGUCAAGCGCACUAUAAGGCUGAUCUACCGUGGUUUGGAUGGAAGCUCUGCCCUUGACCCUCAUUGGCUUGACAAUGAAUGAGCAAUGGAGUUGUCAAGAAUACAAACAGAUCUGGGACCAGGCUACAUCUCUGCCACCAAUGGAUCAAAUGCUGUACGUCCCCUCAUUGUUAUUUCAUUCCUUUCUAUUUGAACUGCCAUGUUUUCACCUGAGAGGCCUAAGUGCCUUUUGUCUUGGAAAGAUUCCAGUGGCUGUGUUGUAACAGCCUGGUCCCCAAAACAUCUCUUCUGCCUGUCAGUAAUUUAGGCAUAGAUUCAAUCCGUAGUGUCGAAGACCUGCACUAUAGCGUAAUUGACAUUCUAUAGGCAAUUUUCCCGCGUUUGCUGAGACUGCAUUUACGGUAAACAAUGACUUUUUAAUUUCGAUCUCUAUGGUGGAUCUUCCACACUAUGAUUCAAUAUAUCCUCUUAUUCAUCCAGAAAUGUCCCAUCUGUUUCUUCAUUAAAUAUUUGUAAGAAAAACUAUGUGAAAAUGUUCUUCUGCAUUCAGGUAUGUUCUGGUUCAGACUGAAAGAAACUGAUUAUCUAAGGCUGGAUAUUAACCAAAGUGACAUUUGGACUAAUUUAGAUUGUUAUGCUAGCUACGUUAUACUUCUGUCUAGAGUCUGUUGCUUCAACACCGGAGUGAAAUAACACUCAUGGUUACAACUGUAAUUCAUCAACUGCAUCUUUUUCACUUAAGAAUAUGUUGAGGAAAAACUCUUGCUCUGUCUGGAUGAUUGAAAUAAAAGGCACUUCUAUGAUGUUAAACAAUC